AGGUUUCUCUCCCACUCGAUCACCUCCCAUCUCCAAUUACCUUCAUUCUCCUCUACCAUUUAACAUAGUUCAUACAUUAUUCGUUUUUUAAAGUUUUAUGGGAGGUGAACCCAAUCCGCUUCUACAUUCGUCCUCUCUGUCUUUGCCAUCUAUCAAUCAAAAAAGCCCUGUCUGGGCUACUGUUCUGCUUCUUCGUCGUCUUCUACAAUGUGCAGGUGCAGCAGUUUUUCUGUAAUCAUCAGAAGAAAUAAUCACUAGGGUCCAGUCCAAAACAGUACCACUUCUUCUUCCAAUCUUCUUGACCAUUACAUAGAACCACAAAAGGAGUCGGAAUAAGCAAAGUUCCCGGCGGAAACAAAAAGGAAAGGGAAGCCAUAUGGAUCUAAUCUCUUCCUGCUCCCCUUCUUUAAUCCUCGCCUUUGUUUUGCUACUAAUGUGUAGAGGUGCUUCAGGAGCUGUAUUUAUGUUCGUAAACAAAUGUGACUACUCAGUGUGGCCAGGAAUCCUAGCCAAUGCCGGCAGCCCAACGUUAGAUAGUACAGGAUUUGAGCUCCCGACUGGAAGCUCUCGUUCCUUCCAGGCUCCAACAGGGUGGUCAGGGCGAUUCUGGGGCAGAACGGGUUGCAACUUCGACGCUGCCGGCCAAGGCAUAUGCUCAACUGGAGACUGUGGGUCAGGCCAAGUAGAAUGCAACGGCGCAGGCGCUGCUCCACCUGCAACACUCGCAGAGUUCACCCUGGGCUCAGGGACUCAAGAUUUCUACGAUGUGAGCCUGGUAGAUGGGUACAAUCUGCCGAUGAUGGUGGAUGUGAGUGGAGGCACGGGUACCUGCUCGUCUACAGGUUGUAUCACAGACUUGAACAGGCAAUGCCCCACAGAGCUGAGACUAGGAAAUGGGGAUGGUUGUAAGAGUGCGUGUGAGGCUUUCGGGAGCCCGGAAUACUGUUGCAGCGGCGCCUUCAAUGCUCCUUCGGUUUGCCGGCCGUCGGUGUACUCUGAAAUGUUUAAGUCUGCUUGCCCGAGAUCCUAUAGUUAUGCUUAUGAUGAUGCUACCAGUACCUUUACCUGUUCGGGAGCUGAUUAUAUCAUCUCCUUCUGUCCUUCUUCUGGGACUAGUCUGAAGAACACAAGAGAUUCGACUCCAACCACAGGAACCACAACAGACAGUUCAGGAUCGGGGAUGGUCACACAGUCAGGAACAGAUUCAGGGUCAGGGGCCAGUGCUAUGUUGGCUGAUACAUCAAUGUUAGCAGCUUUGGCCACCGGAGACUCAACCAGGACCCUUUCUUCUUCUGCACUUCAAUCCACACUCAUCACAGCAGCUGCCACCGCUCUCAUCCUCCAUUUCCUUCACUUGUGGUCUCUCUUAUCUUGUCUUUCAAAGAGAUGGAAAGAAGACGAGCCACCAUCAUCUCCAUUCUUGUCGUCUACUGAGCCCCAUUCUUAAUGGACUCGUAAAAGGGUUAGAAGGUUGAUGGUGACUCUGGGUUUUGCCUUGUUUAGGAUUUAGGAAGUCGGAUUGAAUCAAAUUGUAAUUUGUAAACCACCAUUGUCAGAUUCCUCAUAUGUAAUGUGAGAAAUGUAUUUGCAUA
Messenger RNA from Macadamia integrifolia, 1592 nucleotides. Its product is annotated as thaumatin-like protein 1. NCBI's taxonomy places the organism in Eukaryota, Viridiplantae, Streptophyta, Magnoliopsida, Proteales, Proteaceae. The record is from RefSeq and is a predicted model, not a curated record. Gene Ontology annotation, biological process: defense response. The coding region runs from base 377 to 1447 and encodes 356 amino acids. The transcript is spliced from 3 exons. Gene Ontology annotation, cellular component: extracellular region.